Molecule: messenger RNA, 739 nt
Organism: Eruca vesicaria subsp. sativa (arugula)
Lineage: Eukaryota; Viridiplantae; Streptophyta; Magnoliopsida; Brassicales; Brassicaceae
Source: the annotation of a GenBank genome assembly
GACGGAACAGAAAAAGGGUUUCGUAUCGUGAGAAGAAUGGAGGAAGAGUUGCUGUCCGGCGUGCCUUGCUCUUCCCGUGCCGUCGAAUCAGUUAUCCGCGUUUCCACGGCCGGUGGAUUAUAUGGAUUUUGCGCCGGACCUCAUAACGCUCGUAAACUGGGUUUAAGCGGCGUUUCUCAGGCUUCAUAUGUCGCCAAAUCCAUCGGCAGAAUCGGCUUUCAAUGCGGUAUUGUGAGUGGUAUCUUUACGGUGACUAACUGUGCGCUUCAGAGAUAUCGAGGCAAGAGUGAUUGGGUGAAUGCUUUGGUCGGAGGAGCUGUGGCUGGAGCAGCUGUUGCUAUUCGGACUAGAAACUGGUCUCACGUUGUUACCACCGCUGGACUCGUGUCUAUUUUCAGUGUUUUGGCCAAUUCCACCAGGACUGAUCUGAAACAACAACAACAACAACACUAAGGUCUUCGACAAGUCCAUUCAAGAAGACAUUGUCUCUUGGAAUUGGAACGUGGCAGAUUAAUACCCAACUAUCUGGUUCACACACAAAUUUAGUUCGCUGAACCAGUGGAUGGUCGGUUCUCUAAAGACCACAAUUUUGGUUUUUUUGUCUUUGUAAUAAUAAUCGCUAAAAAGAAUGUGAAACACACCAAAAAACAGAGUCCGUCGAACCCAAAACAUCAUUUGCAAAUCAAACAUCAAAACUGAUACUAGGAAGUCGAAUGAAGCUUUAUGUAAAAAAUUCAAG